AUGGUCCGAGUAAAGGUUCCAAACGAAUUAAUAUUUUACAUAGUUUCAUAUCUUUACGAUAUUGAGAAAUCAUUAUUUAAAUAUGUCUUGGUUUCUCGAGAUUGGGCUAGGAUCGUUAUUCCAUUUUUAUGGGAAAAUUCUUUUCAUAAUGAAAAUUUUAAGAUUGAUUCAUUAAAACGAAUCAUAUAUUGUAAUUUAUCAUCUGAUAAACGAGAUCUUUAUAGUGAAUUUUUUUUAGAAAAAUAUCAUGCGAGACCAUUAUUUAAUUAUCUUUCUUUUGCGAAAAAGAUUAAUACUCUCCAAAUAAAAAAUAUUUUUGUUGAUUAUAAAAAUAUUCAGUUUAAUCUUACUGGUAUUAUAAAAACAGUAGUUAAUUUAUUGUUAAAAUCAUCUAAUCUGAUCGAAUUUAUUCAUAUACAUAAUAAAUUUGAUUUCUUCGAAAUGGUUAACGGAUAUAUGAAAGAUCAUAAAAUUUCAUUGAGUUUAUAUAAUCAAUUUUUAAAAUUGGACAUGUUAGAAAAUCUAGAUAAUUUAACAAGUCUUUCUUUAUCAUCUACUUAUUUACCUAAAUAUUUCGAUUCUUUAUUUGAUAAAAUUUCGAUUACAAAGAUGAAAAGUCUCGUAUUGAAAAGCAGUGUACAUAAUCGAAAUUUGAUUGAAAACAUUAUCAAAUUACAAAAUCUCAAAUCUCUUUCGUUGAUAAAUUCAAUUCAUGAUUUUGGUGAUUUUUUAUUGAUCAAAGAAAAAAUGAAGAAUCUUGUAUAUUUAAAAAUAAUUUCAUUCAAAGUUAAUCCAGAUACUGAAGGAGAAUAUUUGAUUAACGAAUUUGUUAAACAUGAAAAUUUAAAAAUAUUAAAAGUUAGAUUUGAUGAUAAUAAUAAUAAUUAUGAACAUGGACAUGGAAAAAGGCCAAGAUCAAAUGUGGUUAAAAAUUAA
Molecule: messenger RNA, 936 nt
Organism: Scutellospora calospora
Lineage: Eukaryota; Fungi; Glomeromycota; Glomeromycetes; Diversisporales; Gigasporaceae
Source: the annotation of a GenBank genome assembly